Messenger RNA from Crotalus tigris (Tiger rattlesnake), 2325 nucleotides. RefSeq names its product thimet oligopeptidase 1 (gene THOP1). Gene Ontology annotation, biological process: peptide metabolic process; proteolysis. The record is from RefSeq and is a predicted model, not a curated record. Gene Ontology annotation, molecular function: metalloendopeptidase activity. NCBI's taxonomy places the organism in Eukaryota, Metazoa, Chordata, Lepidosauria, Squamata, Viperidae. The coding region runs from base 118 to 2172 and encodes 684 amino acids. The transcript has 13 exons. Gene Ontology annotation, cellular component: mitochondrial intermembrane space.
GUUUCGCCCGUCGCCGGUCUCCAGGUCCCCUUCUCCCUUCGCCAGAGCUAGGAAAGGACAGAGGGGCCGCCUCUGUUUGACAGAGCCCGUUUCCGAGUCUCGCGCGCAGGGAGCGCGAUGCGCUCGGCCCACCCAGGAAGCGCCCCGGAGAGCCCGACGCCCCGCGGCAGCCGCCUGCGAUGGGAUUUGGGCGCCCAGCAGAUCCGCAGCGCCGCCGCCCAGCUGGUGGCCCGCACCCGGCAGGUGUACGACGCCGUGGGCGCCCUCGAUCGACGGGAGGUCUCUUGCGAGAACACGCUGCACGCCCUGGCCGCCGCCGAGCGCGAGUACACAGUGCAGCGGAAUAUGCUGGAUUUCCCGCAACACGUCUCCCCCAGCCGGGAGGUCCGCACCGCCAGCACCGAGGCAGACAAGCAGCUCUCGGAGUUCGACGUGGAGACCAGCAUGCGGCAGGACGUCUACCAGCGGAUCACCUGGCUGCAGGAGAAGCUGGACGGUGUUUCCCUAAAGCCAGAAGCCAAGCGCUACUUGGAAAGGCUGGUCAAGCUGGGCCAACGGAGCGGCCUCCACCUGGCCGGGGAGGUGCAGGAGAAAAUCAAGGAGAUUAAGAAGAAGCUGAGCGUGCUGUGCAUUGACUUCAGCAAAAACCUCAAUGAAGACGCCACUUUCCUGGCUUUUACCAGGGAGGAGCUGGGGGGGCUCCCCGAGGAUUUCCUAAGCUCCCUGGAGAAGGCGGAGGACGGCAAGCUGAAGGUCAGCCUCAAGUACCCCCAUUACUUUCCCCUGAUGAAGAAGUGCCACGUGCCCGAGACCCGGAAGCGGAUGGAGGAGCGCUUCAACUCCCGCUGCAAAGAGGAGAACUGCCGGAUCCUCCAGCAGCUGGUGGAGCUGCGGGCCCAGAAGUCGGCGCUCCUGGGGUUCGAGACCCACGCGGCCUUCGUGCUGGAGAUGAACAUGGCCAAGGACUGCAAGACAGUGGCAGCCUUCCUGGAUGAGCUGGCAGCCAAGCUGAAGCCGCUGGGCGAAACGGAGCGGGCGGUGGUCCUGAGCCUGAAGCAGAGGGAGUGCGAGCAGCGGGCGCUGCCCUUUGACGGGCGCAUCAACGCCUGGGACAUGCGCUACUACAUGAACCAGGUGGAGGAGACCCAGUACAGCGUGGACCAGAACCUGCUGAAGGAGUUCUUCCCCAUGCAAGUGGUGACGGCCGGCUUGCUGGGCAUCUACCAGGAGCUGCUGGGGCUGGCCUUCCACCGGGAGGAGGACGCCCAGGCCUGGCACGAGGAUGUCCAGCUCUACACCGUGCAGGACCUGGCCUCCGGAGAGACCCUUGGCCAGUUCUACCUGGACCUUUACCCGCGGGAGGGCAAAUACGGGCACGCGGCCUGCUUCGGGCUGCAGCCUGGCUGCCUGUUGCCGGAUGGCAGCCGCCAGAUGGCCGUGGCUGCCAUGGUGGCCAACUUCACCAAGCCGACGCAGGAGGCCCCUUCCCUGCUGCAGCACGAUGAGGUGGAGACCUACUUCCACGAGUUCGGCCACGUCAUGCACCAGCUGUGCUCCCAGGCCGACUUCGCCAUGUUCAGCGGGACCCACGUGGAGCGAGACUUCGUGGAGGCCCCCUCCCAGAUGCUGGAGAACUGGGUGUGGGAGAAGGGGCCCCUGCAGCGCAUGUCCAGGCACUACAAGACGGGCGAGCGGAUCCCCUCCGAGCUGCUGGAGAAGCUGAUCCGCUCCCGCCAGGCCAACACAGGGCUCUUCAACCUGCGUCAGGUCGUGUUGGCCAAGCUCGACCAGGCCCUGCACACGCAGACGCAAGCAGAUCCUGCCCAGGAAUACGCCCGGCUCAGCGCGGAGAUCCUGGGCAUCCCAGCCACCCCAGGCACCAACAUGCCGGCCACCUUCGGCCACUUAGCAGGAGGCUACGACGCCCAGUACUAUGGCUACCUCUGGAGUGAGGUCUACUCGAUGGACAUGUUCUACACCCGCUUCAAGCAGGAGGGGGUCAUGAGCUCCAAGGUGGGGCUGGACUACCGGAACUGCAUCCUCCGGCCAGGCGGGUCGGUGGACGCUGCGGAGAUGCUGCUACGGUUCCUGGGAAGGGCCCCCAACCAGGACGCCUUCCUGGAGAGCAAGGGGCUGGCCGUGGCCCCCAGCUCCCUGCCCUCGGCGUGCUGAGCGCCUGCUGCCCCUCCGCCAGACCGUUGUGGGCCUGGCCCUCCCCCGUGGUGCUGCCGUGGUAGAUUUAGUGGUGUGCUUGGAUUGAAGCUGCCCCCCCCGCUCUUUUACAGGGUGGGGGGGCGGCAUUAUUAAACUGCUUACUCACCUUCA